This is a messenger RNA of Medioppia subpectinata, 1608 nucleotides long. The record is from the annotation of a GenBank genome assembly. NCBI's taxonomy places the organism in Eukaryota, Metazoa, Arthropoda, Arachnida, Sarcoptiformes, Oppiidae.
AUGAGCAGGUGCUGUGCCUUUGAGUGCUGGUUCAAACCAAAUGUAACAAUGCUCUCCACUCUCAGCGCUAUCAUAGCUGUGGUGGCGCUCAUCGGCGGAGGCACUGCCGGUGCGGAUAUUGGCCACGACUUUGGUUACGAGUGCGGCGACAAAGGGCUGGUCCUGAGCGACGAAACGCGGGCCAAAUUUAAAGAGUGUAUAGACAAGAGGUGGUCGGGAAACGCGUCGGCCGACCAUUACGAGCAAUACGACUGUUGCCGUCAGUAUGACAUUCUUGUCGCCCGUCGACCACUGGUUCACAAGAAGUGCACUAAAACCGACGGCAAAGAGACUGGAUUUGAGUUACUGACGGCUGAGUGCAGUCCAGUACUGAAUGGUAAGCAAUUGGACGACAAGUUUUGCGAUACUGUGAACGGAAGGCAACCGAUGAGCGCCGUGUGUACGACACUUGUCAAUGGCUUGGGAUCCGAUGUUAGCUCCGACCGUCAGACCGGANAGAGCGCCGGGAGUUGGUCGGUGUCCGCACACAUACUCUCCCCGCUAUCCAAAGGCCUAUUCAAGAGGGCUAUUAUGGAAAGUGGGGCCCAAAUGUAUAACAAGGAUAGGGGUGUUGUCAAUACAACUGAGGCCUUAUCUCAGGCCAAAGCCAUUGCCAUAGGAUUGAAAUGCAAUGAAUCGGAGGAUUGGGUGCAAUGUCUACGAAGAGCGGAUCCCAAAGAUAUACUGAAAUAUGUGAACCCAAUCGCCACUUACCCGGUGUUUGGCACCGAGUUUUUGCCCAUUUCUGCCCGACAGGCAUUCAAUGAGAAAAAAUUUAAUCAAGACAUUGAUUUAAUCGCUGGCAUUGUACACGACGAGGGCCCAGGGUUUGUUGAAAUUGCCAUCAAAAACCCUGCUCAUAUGACACUCGCCGACUUUUACCAAGGGCUACAAGUGCUCGACUCACUCGGCUAUCACAACGUGAACGCGCAGAAAGUACCGCAAUAUUAUCUGAAAGAUGUCAACACUACCCAAUCGGCAGCACUGCGAAAGGCAUUUGGCUCACUAAUAGGUGACCUAAUACUCGGUUGUCCGACAUAUCUGUUCGCCAAACGGUUUGCACAGACAGUCAAAGAGUCCCAAAGGGUUUACUUUUACGAGUUGUUAUACGCCAGCGAGCGGUUUGCCAAACAGACCACGUGCGAUUUAACCACCCAGGGCGUUUGCCACGGUAUGGAUAUACCUCACAUGGACUCUGAAUGGCCGCAACUGUUAAACAAUGACUCUAUGAGUGGACCCAAAGUGAAAGGAUUGGACCCCAAAAAUAUACCGCUAGUACUCGACGACCCGUUUCACGAGACUUGUGAUGUUAAGCUAUCAAAUUUACUUACUUAUACAUCUCCGGCUAUCGACACCACUAUUGCCGCCAAUAAUACCAAACCAGAAGUGGACGGACACAGUUCUUACCGCUCGAGUAGUCGAUGGGUUACCGGAGCUAACAUCGGAUCCCAAGCCAUUGACAAGUGUCGUACACACGGCGCUCAUCGGUUGCCUUCCGUUCACAGUAUCGCAAAACUUGUCGUCCAAUUGCUUACCAUUCAGUACUGGACUGCACUCAGCCGUCAGUAA